Messenger RNA from Acipenser ruthenus (sterlet), 3300 nucleotides. Its product is annotated as hypoxia-inducible factor 1-alpha-like. Gene Ontology annotation, molecular function: protein dimerization activity; DNA-binding transcription factor activity, RNA polymerase II-specific; RNA polymerase II transcription regulatory region sequence-specific DNA binding. NCBI's taxonomy places the organism in Eukaryota, Metazoa, Chordata, Actinopteri, Acipenseriformes, Acipenseridae. The coding region runs from base 1505 to 2035 and encodes 176 amino acids. The transcript is spliced from 3 exons. Gene Ontology annotation, biological process: regulation of transcription by RNA polymerase II; cellular response to hypoxia. The record is from RefSeq and is a predicted model, not a curated record.
ACGGCAAGGCGUUUCAUAGAUGUUUUGCAGUAUAUUUACAGAUUUAAGUUGUUGGUGUUUGUUUUUCGUCACCCCUUUAAACCUUAAUUAAUAGUUUAAAUGUACUAGUUGUGACGGGGCAUAUGUCCUGCGCACUGACUUUGAUGCGGGGGAGGGCACGCUCCAUCUGGGAUCGCCAUCAGCUGAAUGGAGUUAGCUGGUGGGCGGGUCUCAGCGGAGCGUGUCUGUUUAAAAAGAGCAGCUCGGCAGCGUGCGCGCAACCUGGAGUCGGCAUCCGUUAGGGCCGUGCUCUGCUCAUUCUGUUUUUGUUUUAUUGUUUGUUUAUUUAUUUUUGUAUUUUAACGUCCUUUACUCUGUGUCUUCCAUCGUGGUUCUCUGCUGCCUCCCUGCUACUCUCCAGCGCGGUAGGAAAAUGAAUCCUUUACAUAGUUUAAUUAUUUAAAUCACAGGAGAAAACAAACGCACAAUGCAUUCGGCAAUUAGACUGAAGCAGACGGAACGAAAUGCAGGUUCAAAUAGAUUUUCAAUUUUAUGUGUUGGAAAACAUGGAUCGAGAAUUGAUUAGCAGUUUGCUACGCAUGUGAACUGGCAGAGCUAUACUGGUGUUCUUUUCUGAAAAGAGACUAAUAUUGCAGAUAGCAGACUUUGGUUCAAAUUGCAUAUACUGCUAACAAUUGAUAAGAGACCUUGCAUCUAGAAGCUUCUUGUCCAACAUUGACUGCAAGCUAGCAAGAUAACAAUGCUGUGGACCAGAAGGGGCCAGGCUCUAAGACUUUUGGGAAUACAAAGCAUAAAGGAGCUAAAAGGCUCCCAGGGACUGCCGUUGGACCCAAAGGUUCACAGGGAGAAUAAGAGAUAAUGCCACUGGACUCAAAGGGUCUCAGGCAAAACGGAGAGAUAGGAACAAGGAAGAUGACAAAAACCAGAUGUAUGGACCUUUUUGGGGCACCAGGGGUCUGAAGAAUGCACUGAGUUCAGAGGUCGUCACAAUAGACUACACACACAGACACACACACACCACACACACACACUCACACUAAAUGAAAUAUAUGGUAACAGGAUAAUGUGUUGUACCUUUUCUAUUGGUUAAGUGUUAGAGAAAGAGGAGGUGGACCAUCUAUACAGAAGGGUAUUUAAUGUCAUGCAACAAUUGUAAGAACGAGUAUUCUGUUUGUCCUGUACCUGGGACCAGACUCCCUGCAUAUUUCAUUAAACCUAACAACUGAGUGAAGAAAAGGACUCUGUGCAUUUUCUUGAAUUUACUUACUCACCAUCUUUUUUUUUAAGUUACAUCAAUAUGUAACUUGAAAUCUCCAACUUAAUUAAGGGUUAGUUUAAGUAGUUGAGAGCUCUCUGCAUAUCUACCACACGCUCAAACUUGCAAACAGUAUAAAAGUGUAUUGUUAAGGAGUGACGACGUCAUCACACAGGGUGACGCAGUUUAAAGGUGGAGAGACCAACACAAAGGGGCAUCACAGUCAGUGCAAACUUGUCCAAUGUAAUUAUGGUCCGCUUCACUAACUCUCCUCCCCACCGCUACCUGAUCCUCCCUCCUUCUCCUCCUCUCUGCACCUCCUGGCUUCUCCCUGCACCUCCCCACCCAUCCCUGCCUCUCCUGUCUGUCCCCUGCAGGGUGUGCUCUGAGAAGCACAGGGAGAAGUCUCGUGAAGCUGCCCGGAGUCAGGGAGAGAAGGAGAGCGAGGUCUUCACACAGCUGGCCCUGCAGCUCCCCCUACCCCUUGGCGCUGCCCAGCAGCUGGACAAGGCGUCCAUCGUGAGGCUGACCCUGAGCAACCUGUGCCUCCGAGAACUGCUGCAUACAGCAGAGGCAGGCUGCGGUGAAGUGGACAAUGAGGUGGAGAGGACUGCACCUGUGGAGACGUCGAUCGAGGGAUUCCUGCUGCUGCUGUCCCAGGACGGGGUCAUCAUUUACACCUCAGAGGAAGUGACGAGACACACGAGCCUCAGCCAGGCAACAUCUACCAGUGUACUGCAGUCACCAGCCAGAUGGAUCUCAUUGGGCAGUGUAUUUUGAUUCAUUCAAACCUGUGACAAGGAGGAGAUGUGCAAGGCCAAUCAGGGUCGCACAGUCAACCUCAAAUCGGCUUCCUGGAAAGUGAGCAAAUCAAUUCUAAUUCACAUAUCCUGCCUCCCGAGGUAUAGGUAUGCUUUACCUGUAACAAGCUCCUGCAAUCUGGUUACAAUUUCACUUCCUGCAAUCUGGUUACAAUUUCACUUCCUGUAGUCAGAUUACAUUUUUAGUCAUACAAUGCAUUAGUAAGACCUCACCUAGAAUUUUGUGUUCAGUUCUGGUCACGUCGUUACAAAAAGGAUAUUGCUGCUGUAGAAAGAGUGCAAAGAAGAGCAACCAGAAUUAUCCCGGGUUUAAAAGGCAUGUCGUAUGCAGACAGGCUAAAAGAAUUUAACCUAUUCAGUCUUGAACAAAGAAGACUAUGCGGCGAUCUGAUUCAAACAUUCAAAAUCCUAAACGGUAUAGACAAUGUUGACCCAGGGGACUUCUUUGACCUGAAAAAAGAAACAAGGACCAGGGGUCACAAAUGGAGAUUGGAUAAAGGGGCAUUCAGAACAGAAAAUAGGAGGCACGUUUUUACACAGAGAAUUGUGAGGGUCUGGAACCAACUCCCCAGUAAUGUUGUUGAAGCUGACACCCUGGGAUCCUUCAAGAAACUAACAACCAAACGAGCAAGAUGGGCUGAAUGGCCUCCUCGUUUGUAAACUUUCUUAUGUUCUUAUGUUUGUUUUAGUUUGUCAGGAUCCAGCCAAUCUGCAGGCUGUUAGUGUCGGUGUUCACCGGCAGAGGGCGACAAAGGAACCAAAAGAGCGCAAGGUGCUGUGGCAAUGGCAAAGACUGUGAGGGGGCGCUAAAGGAGCAUCCUCACAUGUUGUUCCUGUGUGGACCACACAGGGUGUGGUCUUUUUGGUACCAAGGGACAUACUACUUGGAAGACUUGCCUGUUCACCUGGAAAAGGAUUACAAACUACAUUUCCCGAUAGCCCUUGUGGAUUAUAAAGAAAGUGAACAAGUGACACUUACCUGGCGAGACUUUCUGUUCCGAGAGCAGAUUUACUGUUACCAGCAGCGACUGGAUGGAACUUGGACUGGUCUCUGUUUGCUAAAGCAAUACAUUUUUCCUUGCAACGAGGACAGCUCGUGCAAACAAUAGAGAGGGUUGAAGAAGUGAGAUUAGUGGGCAGGUUUUCUUUUGUUUUGUUUAUUUUCAAAAAUGUUCUGUUGAGUCUUUGAACUUUGUUUAAGGAAAUAAUAAAAACUGCCUUAAC